Lacerta agilis (Sand lizard) is the source of this 4189-nucleotide messenger RNA. RefSeq names its product F-box protein 38 (gene FBXO38). NCBI's taxonomy places the organism in Eukaryota, Metazoa, Chordata, Lepidosauria, Squamata, Lacertidae. Gene Ontology annotation, biological process: SCF-dependent proteasomal ubiquitin-dependent protein catabolic process; protein K48-linked ubiquitination. Bases 175 to 3711 code for a protein of 1178 amino acids. The transcript is spliced from 22 exons. The record is from RefSeq and is a predicted model, not a curated record. Gene Ontology annotation, cellular component: nucleus; cytoplasm. Gene Ontology annotation, molecular function: protein binding.
UCCGGAAAUGCCCGACGGCUGAACAGGAAGCGGAAGCGCCGCGCAGCGCUGGGAGGAAGUGUCUCCAGCUGGAGCGGCUCCUCGGAUCAGAACCCCAAUAACGGGGGGUGGCCGGGCAGUUUCGCUGUAUCUGCCUACCAGCCCUGAUCCCUUUAAUCAGCAGACAUCACCAUCAUGGGGCCUAGGCGGAAAAAUGUAAAAGUAUGUUCCACAAGCAGGGGAGGACCCAUAUGUGUUAAAACUGCUGAUCUGAAGGACUAUAUGAACCAACUUUCACAUGAAGUGCUUUGUCAUAUUUUCAGGUAUCUUCCCCUGCAAGAUAUCAUGUGCAUGGAAUGCCUCUCUCGGAAGUUAAAGGAAGCAGUCACCCUAUAUUUGAGAGUGGUGAAGGUUGUGGAUCUCUGCGCAGGCCGCUGGUGGGAAUAUAUGCCCACUGGAUUCACAGAUUCCAGCUUCCUGACCUUGCUGAAGAAAAUGCCAGAUAUUGAGCAGCUAUAUGGGCUUCACCCCAGGCACCUGGACAGGCGCAGAGUUCGUGGUUAUGAAGCUUUCAGCAUUCCAGGAGUUCUAGAAGCCCUGCAGGCUUGCCCAAAUCUACUAGGUGUUGAAACUUCCCACUUGGAACUGGUAGAAGCCAUUUGGACAUACAUGCCACAAGUUCACAUCCUUGGAAAAUUUCGAAAUCGCAAUGGUGCCUUCCCAAUUCCACCUGAAAAUAAACUAAAAAUACCAAUAGGAGCUAAAAUUCAGACAUUGCACUUAGUAGGAGUUAAUGUACCUGACAUUCCUUGCAUCCCAAUGCUGAGGCACCUGUACCUGAAGUGGGUGAGGCUUACUAAACCACAGCCAUUUAAAGAUUUCCUUUGCAUCAGUUUACGCACUUUUGUCAUGAGAAAUUGUGCAGGACCCACAAACUCGUUGAAGUAUGUCCCCUUGGUCACAGGAUUGGCUUCUGCCCGAAAUCUGGAACAUCUAGAAUUAGUUCGAGUUCCCUUCCUUGGGGGUCUUAUUCAGCAUGUUGUAGAAGACAGCUGGAGAUCUGGGGGCUUUAGAAAUUUGCACACUAUAGUUCUGGGAGCCUGCAAGAAUGCUCUGGAAGUGGACCUUGGCUACCUCAUCAUAACUGCUGCACGAAGGUUGCAUGAAGUACGAAUCCAGCCUUCCCUAACCAAAGAUGGAGUAUUCUCUGCACUAAAGAUGGCAGAAUUGGAGUUUCCACAAUUUGAAACACUACAUCUGGGAUACGUUGAUGAGUUUUUGCUGCAGUGUAAAAUGAUUAAUGCGGACCUCGUGAAAUAUGGCUUGGCUGACGUGGUUGAAAAUCCAGGCAUCAUCACAGACAUUGGAAUGAAAGCGGUGAAUGAAGUGUUCUCUUCCAUUAAGUACCUUGUUAUAUACAACUGUCCACAUCUGCACAAUCCAAGCAGUUGGAUCACAGAUCAUUCAAGAUGGACUCGGCUAUUUGAUCUCACCUUGGUGAGAUGCCAUGCAAUAAAACUAGACUCAUUUAGUCAGUUUAUUGAGUUACUGCCAAGCCUGGAGUUUAUCUCUCUGGACCAGAUGUUCCGGGAACCUCCCAAGGGUUGUGCUCGUGUAGGUCUUAGUGCAGGCACUGGGAUUGGUGUUUCCUCUGCUUUGGUCAGCAAUCAGAACUCCAACAAUGAAAACGACAACAAUAAUAAUCACCAGAACAAUAACGCCAAUAUACACCAUAACAACCACCAGCAACCAAAUGACCAGAACGAGGAGAACGAGCUGCGACAGGAGGAGCAGGUGGAAGAACAGCAGAUUGCAGCAGAGGCACUGAAUGAAAUGGAGGAGGUGGCACAGGAAGAUGGAGUGGCUAUGGCAGAGAGCCGCAGUGAAGCCUCUGCAACUAAUCAGGCACUUCUUCCCAUGGAAGUUGAUGAAGAACAAGCAGGGCCCAGUGGCCUUCAGCCAAAUGUAAAGCUAGCACCUAUUACUGUCCACGACUCAGACAGUGAAGAUGAGGAUGAGAAUACAGCCACCUCAAGAUCCUGUAUUACAAAUAGCAUUGCACAAAAUUACUCAGAUGGAGAGGAGAGAGUCAGAGAUUCGGUGGAAAUCCGGGAGCCCUCAGUGAGCGGUAAAGGCAAAGCUCCGCUGCGAAAGAGGUGCAAUGCCAGCCGGGUCAAACUGUUUCUUUCUGAGGAGAGCAGCUGCGAGAAAGGCUGUCAGGUCACCAGUGAGCAAAUUAAAGCGGACAUGAAAGCGGCCAGUGAUGUGACAGCGGAAAGGAACAAAAGCAAGGAUUGUUACCCUGGUUGUGGCGGUACUGGGCCUCCGGGGGCCUCAGACACCGCAGCGUCUCCAAGCCCAGAUGGUAUGAAAACGGCUGAUAGCUGCAGCGAGGCCCCCUCCACAGCAACAGAGGACUCCGGGAAGUGUUUCUGCAAGAGUGAAAGCUCCAGCGAGAGGGACAGUGAGGAGAAGCCAUUGUGCUCCAGGUGUUCGUGCUAUGUGCCCCAGAAUCAGCAAAGGAGGACUAAUGGCGUCUCAGGUGGUGAAUGCCCAUCUACCAGUGGAGCUUGUGGUAUGAAUGGGCCAAAUGUGAGAGGGGCGGAAUUCUCCCUAAGAACAUUACCGAACUGUGGCUCUUCAGGAGAGGCCAGCAAUGGGAGGACUAAUGAGAGAGUCUGUGGGACUGCUAAUGAGGAACGGAGCCCUCCUUCACAGCAAGGGAGAUACGAAAUGGAAUAUAAUGAAGAUUACCCUCGCAGGCCUCUCACGAGAGCCAGAAGCAGACUUUCCCAUGUGCCUCUGGUGUCUCAGUCAGAAGCGACCAAACCAAAGCCCAAGCAUUCAGUGAAGCGAAAACGGACGGCCGACAAGUCCACAAGCACCAGCGAUCCUGUGAUUGAGGAUGACCACAUCCAGGUUCUUACACUGAAAUCAAAAAACCUUGUUGGGAUCACUUUGACAAAUUGUGGCAUAACAGAUCUGGUGCUGAAAGACUGUCCUAAAAUGAUGUUUAUUCACGCCACCAGAUGCCGCGUACUUAAGCACUUGAAGGUAGAGAAUGCGCCAAUUGUCAAUCGAUUUGACUAUGCUCAGUGCAAGAAAUUAAACAUGGAUCAGGUACUGGAUCAGAUACUGCGGAUACCACCAGAGAGAAACCGGAUCAUUUACCUUCGUCCAAUGCAGCAGGUUGACACACUGACGCUAGAACAGAAGAUAUUUAGUGGUCCCUACCCAUACCACAUCUGUGUAAUUCAUGAAUUUAGUAACCCUCCAAAUGUUCGUAACAAAGUGCGCAUUCGCAGCUGGAUGGACACAAUAGCAAACAUUAAUCAAGAGCUUAUUAAAUAUGAGUUCUUCCCUGAAGCCACGCGAACAGAAGAUGACCUGAAAAAAUAUACAAAGUACCCCUGGGGGAGAGACAUGUACACAUUAGAAGGUGUUGUGGAUGGCGCCCCAUACUCUAUGAUAACGGAUUUCCCCUGGUUGAGGUCACUCAGAACAGCUGAGCCUAAUGGCUACGCCAGAUACGACUUUGAGGAUGAUGAAAAAACUACUAUUUAUGCUCCCCGAAGGAAAGGACAGCUAUCGGCUGACAUCUGCAUGGAAACCAUAGGGGAAGAGAUCUCUGAGCACCGUCAAAUGAAGAAAGGUGUCUUCCAGAGGGUGGUAGCCAUUUUCAUCCAUUACUGUGAUGUCAAUGGGGAGCCUGUAGAGGAUGAUUACAUCUGAUGGGAUCAGGAUGCAGCCUUCUAGCCCUUCUUUCCUUUUGUCUGGCGUUGCCAGCAAAGAAAGCAAGUGGAUUCCUUCCACUUACCUUAGUGCACUGAGAGGUCUUGGAACUUGUGUCCUUCACAAUUGCCCCAAUGCCUACUGGGACAGAGUUUGUAGCAAAUGUAUAAUGAGAAGUUGCAUUGUACACUGAGGACUCCAUGUAGAAAAAAAAAUCUUCCUGAAGUUGACUUUAUUUCAUAUGUUUAUAUUAAGAAAUGUAAUUUAAAGUUCCAUUUUAAUGAAGGCAACUAAUUAUGGCAAGGGAGAAAAGUUUGAAUUUUUUUUAGCUCAUUUUAUUCAUAGCAGUAUUUUUUGUUUGCCACGGGCAACUUUCCAUAUGCUACGUUUGGGAGUCACAGGAUUCUUUUAAUCUGUGCCUUUUUUCCCCUCUUGAGUAUCCUUAAGAAUCCAUUCUGAGUAAAUCUGUUGAACAGUC